AUGGGUAACCAGUACGUAAAACCACAACGCACAGGCAAUUCGCCUUACACCCGGUCCGGAGUUCCACCACCGGCGCUUGUCAAAACUGGUGACAAGCCACUCCACAGAGUAAAUGAUCGCAUGUCUCUCGAAUUGCAUAUGGCCGACGAACGAGUCCGUGCAUCCGGCUUGAGCCCAGCCGAGAGAGAAUGGAGAAAGAAAUGGGUCCAUGAUCAACAUCUUCAUGCAGAUGAGCCAGUCGUUGUUGAUGCUGUUCAUCGUCAGUUGAACCCAAUUAGAACUGCGUACAGAUUGCCAUGGGACAAAUUUUAUCUUCAUUACCUGAAGCCAACUUUCGGAGUUUAUUACGGAACUGCCGUUAGAGUUACUGUUCCAAAGUUGCUCAUGGCCUUCGUCGUUGUUCAAACUGCCUACUACUACUGGAAGUAUGAAGUCAAGGACUGGACACACUUGAGAGGACUCGAAUCGAUGCCACAAAAGGAGGUUAUUGUUAAUGCUCCUGCCAUCGAAUCCAAGUUCCCAGGGCUUAUGGAUAAGGGACUCGCAAACCCAUCUAAAGAUGAUUAUUAUACGCCGACGUUCAACAAGCGUACCGCGUACCUCGACGUUGGAGAGACAAAACGACCCUGGUGA
Messenger RNA from Caenorhabditis briggsae, 633 nucleotides. Gene Ontology annotation, biological process: mitochondrial electron transport, NADH to ubiquinone. The transcript is spliced from 6 exons. Lineage: Eukaryota; Metazoa; Nematoda; Chromadorea; Rhabditida; Rhabditidae. The record is from RefSeq and is a predicted model, not a curated record. The coding region runs from base 1 to 633 and encodes 210 amino acids.